Molecule: messenger RNA, 3671 nt
Organism: Laetiporus sulphureus 93-53
Lineage: Eukaryota; Fungi; Basidiomycota; Agaricomycetes; Polyporales; Laetiporaceae
Exons: 4
Coding region: 90-3356 (1088 amino acids)
Biological process (GO): nuclear DNA replication; protein dephosphorylation
Molecular function (GO): protein tyrosine/serine/threonine phosphatase activity
Source: RefSeq, a predicted model, not a curated record
AGCACCCAGCCCAUCCCUCUCGUGCCAUCCGCCCGUUUCCAUCAUCAACACCUGCCGUCUCACCACCUCAACCUGUCCCCGCCACCGUCAUGUCUCUCGCUCCCGUCGGUGCGCAUGAUGGCGAUAUUCAUGGCCUCACAUACGCCCCGGCCUUCCUCGACGUCCUCCCCGUCCUCCAACACCGUGCCCCUCCGCACCAGCCCAUCCGCGCGCUCUCUGCGUCCCAGUUCUCCCGCGUGCACCUAGACUAUGCCACCUCACAUGCACCGGACGGCGUGCUCUUUCCCUUCCUCCACGGCCUUGAGGGCAACAACGCUGCCCAGAACGCAUUCUUCGCCGGUUCGCCUCAGGCACACGAUGUUCCUCGCUUCCGCGGCCUCAUCUGGGUUGCGUGUGACGAUGACGACGACGCUAAUACCCCUGCCAGCCCGGACACCGACACCGACACCGAUGACGACCUCCUCGACGACGACGACUGUUCGAGUGCAUCGUCGCUCGAAAGCGUCGAGCCCAUGCCCAUGGAUAUGGAUGUUGACCACCCGAUGCUCAUGGAGCUGGAUGCUGCUCUCUCUGGCUCUGAUGAUUCCAAUUGCCCUCCAUCUGACCUCUCCGCGAAGACCUCACCAGCCGCACUCAGCGUCUCUGCCGGCACGCCACAAUCAACCCCUUCCAUCCUUGUACCGCAUACACCCCGCAUAUCGCGCCGCUCGCCUGCUGUAUUGACGUCCAGCUUCCGUCCACGGGAGCUGCUUCAUCUCCGGAAAAACGAGGACGGAUCCGAGUCGUGCGUGUUCGUCGAACCCCGCGUCCCUGACGGGAUCAGCCUGAGGAACUUCGGUAUACAAAUGCACGUCUUUGCGACUAUCUCAGACAUUGUAGUGUAUUCGCCCAAGGGCAACACUCAUGCCGCAUUCGCGCUCGCGGAGAAGUUCAAGGAUGCAGUCGAAGCGAAGCGGGCGGAGCGCGCUGUUCGGUAUCCAUCGGCGGAUCUUGUCGCUUACAACAUCUUCGUGCUAGAGGCCUCCCCCGCAGAAAUGGAGAAGACGAUGCCUCAUCUCCUGGUGCGCAUGCAAGAUGUUCCGCUCGCGCAUACAGACGGAACAGAUGCGCAUACAGAGGGAGAAGUGCGCUCGGAUUCGGAUACCGAGGCGCUGCUGUGUGCGAACACUGUUGAUUUCGCACGCCGUGAGAAGGAGGAGAUGCGAGACCUUACCCAGGCAUCGGAGAUCAUUUCCAUCGCGGAUCCUGAGAUAAAGACGACCGUUAACCUGGAAACGCUAUCUGGCUCGACGACCGCAACCCACUGGGAGCCUGCGCUUGGGCAGAUCUAUGUGGGCAACUCGAACGACGUGCCGCUCCCUGCUGACCGCCGGAUCCGCGUUCGCCACCCACGCACAUACACAGCGUCAUAUGGCGAUGACGAGGACGAGGAUGUCGAGGAAGCCUUCGACUGGCGCUCCAAUGACCCGAACCUCGGCCUUGGCUAUGACAUCUGCAUUGAAUGCCACGACUUCGCGCCCUUCCCUACUUCAGCGCACGUGCGUGCUGCCGAGGAGCACCUGAGCGCACUCGAGCGCAAGUGGACAGAGCAUUGCGUUGCGGAGCUAAGCCACCUUUCCGACGAGGAGGCGCGCAAGACGCGGAUCGCGGCGCGUCCACCUGCGGGCGCAAGCUCCGUGAUUCAUCUCCCCUUCCCAAGCUCGCCGCCGAGCACGGCGACGAUGAUGAAUGCGCUUGCGCCGUUCAUUGCGUUCCUUGAGGGCUUGUUGCAGCCGCCUGCACCUCUCACGCUCGCUGCUGCCAGAGCGCAGCUCGCGCCGCCACCACGGCCACCGAUGCCGCCGCAUGUGUAUGCCGAGCGCCGUGCGUCUGGUUCUGGUACGGGAUUCAUGCCGAGCUCUCUGCCGCCACCCAGCUCUUUCCCGAGCUCGUUCUUCCCUUCGUCUCCGGUUGCAACUUCGAGCGCAUAUACGCGCACGCGAUCGACGUCUGCGACUUUCCUGUCUUCGUCUGUUCCCUCACCAGCUCCGUCGUCUUCCGGUUCCUCCUCUUCCUCGCCUUCGACUGCGUCGUAUGCUUCCUCCGGUGCCACCAGCCAGACCUCAACCUCUAUGUAUGAGGAGCUCGUUCCGCUGCGCACGCGCCCGUGCAAGAUCCUCAUCUACUCUGCCGAUGGGUACACGGAAUCUUCGGUCCUCGCACUGACGCUUCUGAUGGCGCUUCGCGGGAUCUCGCUGCCAGAGGCGUAUCUCACGCUGCAGAACGAGAAGCGGCGGUCGUUCUUCGUGUAUCCGGCGGAUCUGCCGGUGCUCAAGAGGAUUGAGGCUCGAAUGGAGCGCGAGAGGGGGAAGGAGAGGAAGGGGCGGGGUGUUGUUCUGGGGUCUCAACAGGAGAAGCAAGUCGACAGUCCCGCUGAGAUUGAUCAAGCUUCUGAAGGCGGCGACGCUAUUGACUGUCCCGCAGCUACUGAGAAGUCGGUCUCGUUUGCGAUACCACCAACUUCCCGGGGACUGUUGACGGCCGUGACUGUUCGGCCGUUGAGGAGCCAGUCGGAGAGCGACAAGGAUUUGGUUGCUCACGGAAUUGUGGGGACUGGCCGGCCGCGCGCGAGCACGAUGCCGAACCCAUCUGCGCUGUUGUCGAUGCAUAACCAUCAGGUGUGGUUCAACGACCCGAGGUUCGAUGGGAGCUUCCCGAGUCGGGUGUUACCGUUUUUAUACCUUGGGAACCUGAACCAUGCUACGAACGCGUACAUGCUGCAUGCGCUCGGGAUCACGCAUGUCGUCUCUGUCGGCGAGUGUGCGCUCAUGCCACCGCCCAACCUGCAGGCGUCCACCUCAGAAUCGUCUUGUGCCUAUGCUGGCGUGAACCCGAACGCGCAGUUCAUCCCAGGCCACGGCCCGCACGGGCACGGCUCGCUCUUUGUUGAGGAGCGCGAGGGCCGGAUCAAGGUGCUCGACAUACAGGGCGUGUGCGAUGAUGGGAUCGACACGCUGGAGCCGCAGUUGGAGCCGAUUUGUGAGUGGAUCGAUAGGGCGCGCCAGGAUGGGGGAAAGGUGCUUGUGCAUUGCCGUGUGGGCGUGUCGCGCAGUGCGACUGUCACGAUCGCAUAUGUGAUGAAGCACCUGAACCUGCCUCUGGUUGAUGCCUACCUGAUCGUUCGCUCCCGUCGUCUCUCCGUCUUGAUCCAGCCUAACAUGAGACUGCUGUACAACCUGCUCGGAUGGGAGGUCAAGCUGGCGCGCCAGCGCGCAGGCGAUAACGAGCGCAAGCUCCAGGGUGAACUCGCGCGGAGUCUCAACUGGCCAUACCUCGCGAAGGAAGUGCACGCGCUCAACGAGAAGUAUCUGCACUAGUCCGCGGGCCAUAGAGCCUAUCUGUGCUUCCUUCGCUGCUUCGAUGGUAGUCUGGGUUGCUGCCUUUGCAUGCUCUGUGUCUGGUGCUGGUUCGAUUGCGUUGCAUGAUAUCCAUUUCCACUCUUGAUCUCCCCGGGAGAGACACGCUAUUCCCGAUCCGAGACGAUACUCGCCGCAUUCCUCGCCAUCGCCGCAUGUGCAAUCUGUAUAAUCAUUGUAGCAAGGAAACAAGCAAGCAUCUCGUCGAAAGUAUUGUAAUACCAUUUGUAUGUCUCUCUCAUUGUGCAUCGCGUCCCCUCCCCCCUCCCUCUGUGU